Caenorhabditis remanei is the source of this 222-nucleotide messenger RNA. RefSeq lists its product as uncharacterized. The record is from RefSeq and is a predicted model, not a curated record. The transcript is spliced from 3 exons. Bases 1 to 222 code for a protein of 73 amino acids. NCBI's taxonomy places the organism in Eukaryota, Metazoa, Nematoda, Chromadorea, Rhabditida, Rhabditidae.
AUGGUCACGUCACCUCCUUCCCCACUGUCAGCUCAUAUGGAGCAAUUCACCAAUUCCAUAUUUGAAAUCAAUGCCACAGAAGACGCCAACAUAUUCGACUGCUCGACGAUCAAAUUCGAUAGGAAAGGGAAUUUCAGUGUAAUGGACCAACUCAUCAUCAUCCCCAAAUCCGACAAAACCAAAUUCAAAACGAUAAAAAAAGUGGAGAACGAAGAUGACUGA